This is a messenger RNA of Rattus norvegicus (Norway rat), 8319 nucleotides long. It is a transcript of the gene Nfe2l1, whose product is annotated as NFE2 like bZIP transcription factor 1. Gene Ontology annotation, molecular function: promoter-specific chromatin binding; DNA binding; protein-containing complex binding. The record is from RefSeq and is a predicted model, not a curated record. Lineage: Eukaryota; Metazoa; Chordata; Mammalia; Rodentia; Muridae. Gene Ontology annotation, cellular component: protein-containing complex; endoplasmic reticulum membrane; endoplasmic reticulum. Gene Ontology annotation, biological process: regulation of cellular response to stress; regulation of DNA-templated transcription; cellular homeostasis.
CGGCAAUAGUCUCGGCUAGCUGAUUGGAUCAACUGUUUCUGGGGUGGCCGUGGCGGGCGGGUUUCCGAGUGCAGUGGAAGGAGGGGGCGGGGAGGGAAGCCGAGGCUGGGCGCUCCAGGCCGGCCGGAGGUGGCGGCGGCGGCGGCGGUGGUGGCGAAGCUGGGACUUGGGCUGAGGGCCUGCUGUAGCAGCAGCGGCAUACUGCGACCUCAGCAGCGGGGUUCUCUGGAAACCCCCCUGGUAAGUGCAGAGGAGGCGGGACACUCUGACCCAAGACAAAGACCUGUAGCUCUGGCCAAAGAAAAUAGACCUUAGGAAGGAGAAGAAAAAAAAAAAAAAAAAGGGAAGAAAGAAAUCCAUCAGCUGUUCAUGUGAGCAGCCUGCAGUGGAUCUCCAUAGAGGACAACUAAUGUGAAUGGAAAGUGACUGUGUAUGGACUGUGGAGAAGUAAGUUGAGAGGGCCCUGAGUGCCUGGACUGGGUUAGGAACGGCUCGACUUUGCGAGGUGAGGUUGCAAGAAGGGAAAAGUGAAUGUGGCUUUGGCUCCACUGGGUGUGCUUUCCUCUGGGGCCAUCAGGAAGCUCAGCCCUGUGUUGUGCCGGGUGGGGGGUCUCGCACUGAGGAGGGUAACCUGCUGGCUGCAGUGGCAGAGCGGUGGCCUUGAUUUGUCUUGUGGAAGAUUUGAAAACAAAAGAGCAUAAAUAUUCUGGUCCUUCAGCAAUGCUUUCUCUGAAGAAAUAUUUAACCGAAGGACUUCUCCAGUUCACCAUUCUGCUGAGUCUGAUUGGGGUUCGGGUGGACGUGGAUACUUACCUGACCUCACAGCUCCCCCCUCUCCGGGAGAUCAUCCUGGGGCCCAGCUCUGCCUAUACCCAGACCCAGUUCCACAACCUGAGGAAUACCUUGGACGGCUAUGGUAUCCACCCUAAGAGCAUAGACCUGGACAAUUACUUCACUGCCCGGAGGCUCCUUAGUCAGGUGAGGGCCCUGGAUAGGUUCCAGGUGCCUACUACUGAGGUAAAUGCUUGGCUGGUUCACCGGGACCCGGAGGGGUCUGUCUCUGGCAGCCAGCCCAACUCAGGCCUUGCCCUCGAGAGUUCCAGUGGCCUCCAAGAUGUGACAGUCCCAGACAACGGGGUGAGAGAAAGCGAACCGGAGCAGGGAUUCAGUGAAGAUUUGGAGGACUUAGGGGCCGUAGCCCCUCCUGUCAGUGGAGACUUAACCAAAGAGGUUAGUGGCCCAAUGGCAGUGGGUAGGCCUGGGCAUUGGGAAGGAAUGGGCUGGUUCUGAAGGAUUGUUGACUGCACCGAGUCCUUUGAAGAACUAAAUAGGUUGGGCUCAGGUUUGGACCUGGCACUGCUUGGGUAGGAAUGGCCUGAAUUGUCUGACUUCAGGGUUAGGAGCUGGGAAAAUGUUCUAUGUUUUGAACCAUUGACCCAUCUCUGAGUGUACUGUCAGGCAGGGUGGUUCCUAGAACAUACCAGGGUUUUUACUCUUUAGAUUUCUGCAUGACUGCUAGAGGUUUUAGUUGGGGAGAGGGCCAUGUUAUGAUGGGCUUUGAUUGGGUGUAUAUUGUUGCUAAGACACGUGCUGUGUGGCCUCUCUUGACUUUUACUCCCCCACCCAUCCCCCCACACACAUUAAAACAUGAAUGCUGUCCCUAAAGUUCUCCAGGUCAGGCUUGUUGUUGUGAACUCUCUUUAACUCUCCUGGGCCUGAGCCAAGGGGUAGACUUUGGUAGUUAUUCUUGGCCAGUAGGGCCAAGGCUCCCAUUCUUUGCUAAAGGCCUGCUGCAGGGAGUAGAGCAGAAAAGACUAGAAGCUAGAGAGAACUGUACUGUGCUCAGCUCAGCUUGAACUGAGCGUAGAGGUGAUCUUUAGCUCCUGGCACUGGGGCUGGCAAACUUGAGGGCAUAGAGAGGGAUGCAGUUCCUUUCCUUUAGUGAUGCAAAUAGCUACUGAUGCCCUGAUGCCCUGACUGACUCUCUAAGUAGUAAACAGCCUCGGCCUGCCACCAGCCCUAGAGCUCCCUAAACACCCACUGCUCUGUGCUGGCCUGAUUGGUGUGAAAGGUGCCUGCUGCAGAGCUUGGCUCUCUCCCACCCUCCUGCUCACAGUCUCGGCUCACCACAUUUCUCUCCCUUCCUGCUAAGUCUACUCAUUACCUCAGCUGUCUAGAUUAUUAGUGACUGGUAGAGAGGAUGGCUUAUAUUAGAUCCGUGGUCCUCAUCUAGGAGUGAUUCUUGUCACAGCUGUGGGGAAGGAUGCUACUGGCACCUGAUGGGUUGUUGACUGUCUUAAACAGCUCAGGGCAGCCUAGCUGUAAGUUUACCUCACCCCAAAUUGUUAGUAGUUUUGACUAGGAAAGCACUCAGAGCAGUUCUCCUGGACCUGUCUGUGGGAGAGAGAGGCUGGGAGUGUCUGAUCAUGGGGUCCCGAGCAGUUUUUGCCUAACAGGCCUUUUGGUCUUAAAGUUUUAACAGUUUUGACAUGGUCUAGCUGGUCUGGAUCUUGUUAGAUCAGGGUAACCGUGAACUUGCAAAAGUUCUUCCUGCCUUAGCUUUGCCUCUCCCAAAUGCUGGGAUUACAGGCAUGUUCUACUGUGUGUCUUUGUCUUAAGAUUCUUGGAGUGUUGCUUGCCAUAUCACCUUUUUUCUGCUUCUCCUUACUCUGUCAUUUAAUGGGCUUCUGAAGUCCAGAGGUCGGAAGAAAUCCUGUUCCUGCCCCAAGUGGCAUGGGUGGGUCUCCUGAGAGCCCUGCAGGGUUAGCACUAAUGCUGGCCUUCAGGGGUUUUGGGGGAAUAUAGAAUUUCUUAGACAUAACUGGGUGUGUUGGGGCAGAAUAGGAUGGAACUUGGUAUCUGCUUUCCUUCUCGUGGCCAUAAAGGAGGCUGUGCUUUCUCUGACCCAGGCCUUUACCACUCCCUUUGCGGAGCUGGGUGGGUCAUGCUUGAGGGACCCAGACUGGGGAGGAGGGAAGGGAGGCCUAUGAUGUGCCUAGAACAACAUUUCCUCAGCAACUCAAGAGAUAAAAAUACCCAGGUCCAGAGCAUGUGACAGGCACUGCUGGAGCCGGUAUUAUCCCUGGGGUGGUAGUGCUCCCUGCUGCCAGGCCUGUUCGAUGGGCAGCCAUAGCUUAGGCCCUUGUCAGGGAUAGGAUUCCCCUCCAGGUUGGCACCCUGCCCAGAGCAAGGGGUGGCCUGUUUACAGCUCCUCCUGGGUUAGAGGCAGGCUGUAACCAAGGGAGAACACACUGUCUCUCUGGCCUGACCUUAGCCUCUGGGGGAGUAGUAGUGACGAGAAAUUUCUAUUUCCCCUGAGAAAGCAAUCCAGGAAGGCAGAAGUGGGAUUUUAAAUUCCAGUUCUGUCCUGUUUUACCUCCCUCUCCACCACUCCCAUCCCCAGGCACCCUUGCUAGGAGAGGUGCUAGUCAGUUGGGCACCAAAUAGUCUCUUUUUCCUCUUUUUGACUCCCCAGCCCCUCCCUCAAAUUGUUCUUUAAAAAAGCUAAAAUGAAAGUGGUAACUGGCAUAUCUGUGGCCAGGACGUUGCUCAGCACCUGUCUCCCAGAUAUCGGGCUUCAGAAUUGUCCCCCUCCCUUUUUUAUUUAUUUAUUUUUUGGUAGGGGAUAGGCCUGGCCUGCGCUGACAUGCCUCAUGUAUGUAAUAAUGACUUUCCCCUUUCCUCCCUCCGGUCUGGCUUGUUGUAGGGUGACAAAGCUCCUGGGCCUUUUUUUUUUUUUUUGGCUUGGGUUGCCCUGGGUUCUUGCCCAGCCUGGCUUGUGAUCCCUAUCCUUGAGGACUAGCCAUAGCCUUCCUAAGGAAUGGGCGAACUCCUUCCACUUCCCAGCAAAGAAUUUAGUUUCUCCGUGAAGCUUCUGGAGGAGUGUCUGCCCAGUCACAGGAGUGGGCUGGAAGAGCAAGAUGCGACAGGAGGGAGGAAAGUGGCACCCCUUCCCCCAGGACUCUCACUGCACCACCCCAGCUGAUUGACUGGGCUGGGUGGGGCUGCCCGCCCCUGGGUGCAUCUCCUCAAGGAGACGGAGGCGGCCCAGGGAUGGGCCGGUUCCUUGCGGCAGCUUCUCCAGCUGCCCUGGUGCAGAGAUUGGCUCCCUUCUGCAGCUAGGUAACAGGCGGUGGGAGGGGAUUGGCUCCUUCCGCAUCUCCAGCGGAGACUUGGGGGAGGAGAUUGGCUCGCGGCGCAGCCUAGGUAACGACAGUGGGAGGGGAUUGGCUCUUUCCGCAGCCCCAGCUGCUGACCUGGGGGAGGGGAUUGGUUCUCUGCAGCCUCAGCAGUGACCUGCGGGGUGGGAGGGGGAGGGGAUUGGCUCCUUGCGGCAGCCUAGGUAACAAGUUUGGGGGGCGUGGGGAGGGGGAGAGGGAGGAGCGGGAGGAUAGGCUCAGGAGGGAGUUGCUUUCCUCUGCAGCGUGAGCGCUGAGCAUGGGGUGGGAGUCCCGACUCACUGCAGCCUCUGCGGUGAGCUCAGGGUGGGGGCUGCUGGGCGCCUGAGUGGAACUGGGGUUGUGAGGUGGGAGGGGGCUGCUCCAGGAUGGAGGAAGGGGGCUGGGCUGGGCCGCCCAGGCAGCAGCACGGGCGGGGCACCUUCCUCGGGCCCCUCGGAGCUACCAAGGGGCCACCCUUCCAGCCUGGUGUGCUUCCUGCAAGCCACGAGCUCCUUGCAGCCCCCUGUCCGGCUUACCGGCACCGGCUGCUCUGGGGCUCCUCUCGCAGACCAUGACCCGCCUGGACCGCAGCUCUCACAGUGGUGGGGGCCAUGCCAAAGACAGGCCCCUUAACUCUUGGCUGGCUGGUCACCGGGUGGCCCAGCCCCCCUCCACUCCUGGGUCCAGGGCUUCUGUUCAGGAUAUAGAUCUGAUUGACAUCCUUUGGCGACAGGAUAUUGAUCUGGGGGCUGGGCGUGAGGUUUUUGACUACAGUCAUCGCCAGAAGGAGCAAGAUGUGGAUAAGGAACUACAAGAUGGAGGAGAGCGAGAGGACACCUGGUCAGGCGAGGGCGCGGAAGCUCUGGCCCGAGACCUGCUAGUAGAUGGAGAGACUGGAGAGAGCUUCCCUGCACAGUUCCCAGCGGACGUUUCCAGCAUCACAGAAGCAGUGCCUAGUGAGAGCGAGUCCCCCGCCCUUCAGAACAGCCUUCUAUCUCCUCUUCUGACGGGGACAGAAUCACCAUUUGAUUUGGAACAACAGUGGCAAGAUCUCAUGUCCAUCAUGGAAAUGCAGGCUAUGGAAGUGAAUACGUCAGCAAGUGAAAUUCUGUACAGUGCCCCUCCUGGAGACCCUCUUACCACCAACUACAGCCUUGCUCCCAACACUCCUAUCAAUCAGAAUGUCAGCCUGCAUCAGGCCUCCCUGGGGGGCUGCAGUCAGGACUUUUCCCUCUUCAGCCCCGAGGUGGAGAGCCUGCCUGUGGCCAGCAGCUCUACACUGCUUCCACUCGUCCCCAGCAACUCCACCAGUCUCAACUCCACCUUUGGCUCUACCAACCUAGCAGGGCUUUUCUUUCCAUCCCAGCUCAAUGGCACCGCCAAUGAUACAUCAGGCCCUGAGCUGCCUGAUCCCCUUGGGGGCCUGUUAGACGAGGCCAUGCUGGAUGAGAUCAGCCUGAUGGACCUGGCCAUUGAGGAGGGCUUCAACCCGGGGCAGGCCUCCCAGCUCGAGGAGGAGUUCGACUCUGACUCUGGCCUCUCCCUGGACUCCAGCCAUAGCCCUUCCUCUCUGAGCAGCUCUGAAGGGAGCUCUUCUUCCUCUUCCUCUUCUUCUUCUGCUUCCUCCUCUGCCUCUUCUUCCUUCUCUGAGGAGGGUGCUGUUGGUUACAGCUCUGACUCUGAGACCCUAGAUCUAGAAGAGGCUGAGGGUGCAGUGGGCUACCAGCCAGAAUACUCCAAGUUCUGCCGCAUGAGCUAUCAGGAUCCUUCUCAGCUCUCUUGCCUUCCCUACUUAGAGCAUGUGGGCCACAAUCACACGUACAAUAUGGCACCCAGUGCCCUUGACUCUGCUGAUCUACCACCACCCAGCACCCUCAAGAAAGGUAGCAAGGAAAAGCAGGCUGACUUCUUGGACAAGCAGAUGAGCAGAGAUGAGCACAGAGCCCGAGCCAUGAAGAUCCCAUUUACCAAUGACAAAAUCAUCAACCUGCCUGUAGAAGAAUUCAAUGAGCUGCUGUCCAAAUACCAGUUGAGCGAGGCCCAGCUGAGCCUCAUCAGGGAUAUCCGGCGCCGGGGCAAAAACAAGAUGGCUGCACAGAACUGCCGCAAGCGCAAGUUGGACACCAUCCUGAACCUAGAACGUGAUGUGGAGGACUUGCAGCGAGAUAAGGCCCGAUUGCUCCGAGAAAAGGUAGAGUUCCUGCGGUCUCUGCGACAGAUGAAGCAGAAGGUCCAAAGCUUAUACCAGGAGGUGUUUGGGCGGCUGCGGGAUGAGAAUGGGAGGCCCUACUCACCCAGUCAGUAUGCCCUUCAGUAUGCUGGGGAUGGCAGUGUCCUCCUCAUUCCUCGCACGAUGGCUGACCAGCAGGCCCGGCGACAGGAGAGAAAGCCAAAGGACCGGAGGAAGUGAGCUUGGGGAGGCAGGGGGUGGACGCUCACUAAGACCGAAACUGGAGAAGGGCUGGGCCUGGACCUAAUGUUGGGGACUUAAAUGCCUUCUUAUCCAAUAUAUCUUCUCAGAUGGGAUGACUGCGGGUCAGUGCACCGAAGAGGCGGGCGCAGGCGCUGUCUGGCUUAGCUGCCCCACUGGGAGUGGGCAGGGAUGACCAGACUAUUUGGGUGAUGGGGGCCCCAGCCCAUUUCCUUUCUCCUGAGGGAAGGUGGUUGGCAUGCUGGAGGAAGCAGAGCUGUGUGGAGUGGGGCAGGCAGAGGGAAAGGAGAGAAAGUAGUGGGAAGUCUCAGUCCUGGACGGAGAAAAGGAAGGAUCCCUAAAAUCAAAGCAGUCAGAAAGACCAGCGCGCUGUUGAGGGCUUUGGCCAGCGCUCGAGGCAGUGAGUGCAGGAGACUCCAGUGGGCCUGGGUUGAGUUGGUAAGGCUGGUAUGGAGACACAGACAUGGUGGGGCCACUGAAGGGCUCUUUAGCUGUUUCUUGAACUCUUGCAUCCCUGAAGAGGAAGAAACUCUCGGAUGGCACCUGUAAUAUUUCAGUUACUAAAACGAGACAUGUAGGGCCCAAUACCUCCAUGGUUAGGCCCAAGGAGGGCAGAGCUGUAGGAAGUGAUGAUGAGGCCUGUGUUGCAGCAGCCCCAAUAUCAAGCAUGUCACUCACUGCCCCACCACAGCCACCUCCUCCCUAGCCAUCCCAGAGCUGAGGCUCCCACUGUCCUCAGAGAGCCUGCAUGGAAAUGCUGUCCUCUUCCAUUCUCUUCCCUUUCGUGGUACCACCCUCACUGGCUGCCUCCAGCUCUGGAGUGGGGUGCUAUUCUGGCGGUAUCUGGAACUUGGCCUACAGCUUCCUCUGCAGGGUCUAAACAGGGAAGGAGAUGGUGUGGAGGAGAGGCCCCAGUGACAUCCAGGCACUGUUCAGCACAACACUGGGAAGUGACUCUUCCCUCAGGCCCCUCUGCCUACUAACACCUGGGCUCCUCAUGGGGAAACAAAAGCCUAUAAACCCCAGCAGCAGAACCUAGUCCUCUUAGAAUUUUUUGCGCUUUGAUUUUUUAGGGCGUGUGCCCUGUUACACUUACAGGGCCCUAGGAUGCUUGUGUUGAGUAAAAAGGAGAUGCCCCCAUAUUCAAAGCUGCUAAAUGUUCUCUUUGCCAUAAAGACUCCGUGUUAACUGUGUAAACACUUGGGAUUUUUCUCCUCUGUCCCGAGGUCUGGUCUUGCUUUCUUUUUUGGGUUUCUUUCUAGGAAAAGGAGAAGUGCAUGCAAGGGGCAGGAGAUGACCCUCCCCUAGGCUUUCAGCUUCAGGCAGCUUCUUCACAGCCCGUUUAGCCUGGGGUCCUGGAGGACAGCCCUGGGGAGGCAGUGAGGGGCAGCACCAAGACAGCCAGAUGGUUCCCGGACCACAGUGUCUUUUUUUUUUUUUUUUUUUUUCUAAACUGCCACUGCCGCCCCCCAAUCUUGAUCAGCUCUGGAGUACUGCCUGCCCCAGACUAGCAGGGGUGAGGGGUGGGAAGCACUGAUCCUCCUCCCUGUGCAGGGAGGAGGGGUUUCCUAACUGAGCAGUAGGGAUAGAAAGUGGAGCCUGGGAGUGCUUUUUAUAAAUUAUUUUCCUUGUAGAUUUUAUUUUUAAUUUAUCUCUGUGACCUGCCAGGGAGAGGAGAGAAAGAGAAAUGCUGUGAGCACAUGACAAAAUAAAAUCAAAUAAAAUGGA